Messenger RNA from Spathaspora passalidarum NRRL Y-27907, 2839 nucleotides. Its product is annotated as U6 snRNP complex subunit. The coding region runs from base 1 to 2727 and encodes 908 amino acids. The transcript has a single exon. Gene Ontology annotation, cellular component: ribonucleoprotein complex. Gene Ontology annotation, molecular function: protein binding; RNA binding. The record is from RefSeq and is a predicted model, not a curated record. Lineage: Eukaryota; Fungi; Ascomycota; Pichiomycetes; Serinales; Debaryomycetaceae.
AUGAGUGACUCGGUUGAAGUGACAAUUGAGUCCAAAAUUACAGAAUGUGAAGCAUUUAUUGAUGAGAAUCCAUAUGUUGCAGAAAACUACGAUAAUCUUCUAGAUUUGCUCCAGGUAUCAUCUAAUCCAACAAAGCUUCAUGAUGUUUACAAACAGAAACUUACAUAUUUCCGAUUGAAGCAAAAGGAAUUACUUAACUGGUAUGAAAUCUUGCUCAAAAUUGACGAUGAUUUACAGCGUGCAAGCUUACAGGUGGAAUAUUUCGAAUUAAUCUUGUUGGAUUAUCCUGAUGUACCUACUUGGAAACGAUAUCUUGACCAGUGUGAAACUUUGAUUAAGAUGGAAAUUAUUGAUGAUGAUGACUAUAGAUUGAUAUUACAACGUGCCAUGAAGGAUUGCUUUCAUGAUUUUGAAAAUUGUCACGAAAUUUGGAACAUAAUGUUACUGUAUUUCUAUGACAGAUACCUCAAGACCAAGAAUCAAGACCAUUGGGAUCAUUUGGUGCAAUUACAUUUGCUGAGAUUGGGACAAUCUCAUGCCCAAUUGGAUGAUUCAUUUAGUGAGUUUUCUUCGUUAAUUAGCAAGCAUGACGCCGAACAUUAUGAUCAGCAAAUGACAAAUGCAAAUAAAAUUUACUCUGAUACUAAAAGAAACCAACACUAUUAUGAACACUACGAAAUUAAAAUCAAGUCAGAUCCCUCAAAUCCUCAAGUGUACAUUGACUAUAUCGAGAAUGUGGCAAAAUACGAAUCACGAUCAAUGAUUGCUAUUUUCAACCGAGCCAUACUGGCAGAAUAUUCCUGGUCACCUGAAUGGCAACCAGUAUGGAUGACAGUGAUUUAUCAAUUAUAUGCGCAUGAUGAAAUGAACCUACUUGAACUGCUUUUAAAGAAAUUUGUGAGAACUUUUGCCGAGUCUUGUCGACCAUAUGCUGAGUUAAUUCGAAAUUGUAUAGAGUUUGAUGAUGGCGAGACCUUGUUUAAUGAAACUAAAGAACGAAUAGAUAAUCUUGAUUUAAUGACUAAAUCAGAUUAUUCUGAAUGGAAAUUAUUAGCUCUGGCAAUAAUUCAAUACAGAUUUAACGCCAAGGACAAUGAAAACCUUUACGUUGAUGCCUUGAAAUAUGUUGAGUUUGCCAUUGAUUACAAUAAUGACAUGCUUCAUUCGGUUGAGAAAUUGGCGUGUUCCAUUUUCCAAAAAUUGGGUGAUUUAGAAGAAGCAUCAAAGAUUGUCGAUUUGAUGGUGGAUAGAUUUAACGAACAGGCUGAUGUUUGGUUAUAUAUGAUAAAUUACUUGACUGUCAAUUCCGAAUCACAGGAAACUCUUCGUCAGACGUUCCAAAACGCGCUUUUGUUUGCCGCUGCCAUGGAUGCUCCCGAAAAGAUUAUUGAAGAAUGGUUAAUUUUCGAACAAGCAAAUGGGGAUAUUAGCUCUUAUAGAGAUGCUGUACUUGAAUGUAAUGCUGCAUUGAAGUUCAACUUGAUGAACAAAGUGGAACAAUUCGAAACUAAGAAGGCGGAUGAAGUUGCAAAAGUUGAAAAGGCUGAGAAAAAGAAAAAGUCGGGACAAAAGAGAAAACUUUCUGAAACACAGGAACCAGUACGUUCAAGAGAAGAAUUUACAGUCAAAGUUACAAAUAUUGACAAUGUUAGCAAAGAAGAUUUGAUUGCCAUGUUUCAAGAUUGUGGCGAAAUUAGAGAAAUCUCAGUACUUGAAAACAGUGCCUUAAUCGAGUUUACUACUGACCAAUCGGUGCUAUCUGCCUUGACUAAAGACCAUAAACGGAUCAACGAUCAUGAAAUCACAGUGACCAAACUUGGUAAUUCAACAUUAUAUGUCAACAACUUCCCAUCUACGUACACACAAUCACAAAUUCAAGAUAAAUUUUCAACAGUUGGUCCUAUUGUAUCCAUUCGGUUCCCCCAUCAGAACAAUCCAAAUAAAACAAAAAGAUUUUGCUAUGUCCAAUAUGUUAACCCAGAUGACGCUAAACGAGCAAUUGUUCUCUAUAAUGGAGAAAUGCUUCAUGACGAUCAAUUCAAUACUGAUUUUAAGCUACAGGUUAUGAUUUCCCGGCCCCAAGAAAGGAAACAAAGAAGUAGUCCAAUAUCUGAACGGAAGAUUCGAGUAUCUAACUUGUCUUUUGAACUUGGCGAGGAUCAGAUUAAAGACAUAUUUGUUAAAUGUGGUGAAAUCGACCUGAUUGUUAUUCCGAGAAAGAAUAAGAAAUAUUCCAAUGAAGGGGUUGCAAUUAUUGUAUUUGAAGGUAUUGAAAGUGUUGACCGGGCACUUGAAUUGAAUGAGACCGAAAUCAGUGGAAGAAAGCUACAUGUCGAAAGACCAAGACAUCAUCAUCAGAAAGAGGUGACAGUUAAAGAUUUCAAUAAGCUUAGCACUAUAGGGUUGAUCAAUGUUGAUACUACUUUGAAACCCUAUGAUAUAAAAGCAUAUUUUGAAAAGUUUGGUGCAGUUGAGAAACUGAUGGUGCUUCCUGACUCGGCUAGCGCACUUGUAGAAUUUGCGUCACCAACAACGGCUGGUACGGUAUCUAUGUCAGGUGACAAGAUCAUAUUGGGACAAACUGAAGCUACUAUAACUGAGAUGAGCACUGCUAUAGCUGCUACAGCCCCUGCUACAGCCCCUGCCACAGCCCCUACUCCUGUCCAGUCGGUCAAGCUGACUCGGAUAAUGAUUCCUGCUUCCGUUAAACGGCGCAAGAAGAAUUGAGGCUGGUGGGACCGGGCCUGAGCCGCACCACAUGCAACUCUGGUGUUGCUUUUUCGAGUGAAAAAUUUUUUUUAUUUAGUCACUAGUAAUAAAAUCAGUGAUUUCCCCCCUG